GCGUCUCGAAAGGGGUACUAUAUAAAGGCAAAGAGAGGAGUAGGAUUGGCAAACAAAUCGAAGGCAAAAGUUUGGUGGAAUCAACUUUGCAUUCUUGGCAACGACAGUCCACGCAAAGAAUACGAGGCUUGGCCUAUAAGAACUCGAAAAUUCUCGGUGGCACUAUAAGCAUCACAACCCUUGCGUGAGCACUUCAAACUUGAGGUUGAUUUGCACCCAGUAUCAAUGGCUGAGAAUGGUAGUAUACACCCACCCCAGAGCAAGUGGAGUCUGUGGAGAAUGCCAGUUUUCAUUUUCUUCAAAGAUGCAAGGCUUAUUUUCAAAAUGGAUCCACUUGGCCUGGAGAUACUAAGGAUCGCAUUCCCUGCUGCACUGGCCUUAGCUGCUGAUCCAAUCGCUUCUCUGAUUGACACUGCAUUCGUUGGCCGUAUAGGACCGGUGGAGCUAGCUGCUGUUGGAGUUUCCAUCGCUAUAUUCAAUCAAGCAUCAAGGAUUACCAUUUUCCCGCUGGUUAGCAUAACAACUUCUUUUGUUGCUGAAGAAGAUACUCUAGGAAAAAUUAGCCCUGAAGCGGAAAAAUGUGAGGAUUUGGAAAAGAGUGGACAUAAGGACAAUGAAAUGAAAGAGUUAAUGCCAGAAGAUGUUGCGGCUGAGAACUUGGAAAAAGGGGCAGCUACAAAUACUGAUACGAAGGAGCCAGAGGAUGGUUCAAACACAAGUACUUGUAAGUCGUCCUCUGCAACUGCUAGCAGAGCUGAAAAUACUGAAGUGAAAAAGGGGAAAAGACAUAUCCCUUCUGCAUCAACAGCACUAAUUCUUGGUUCUAUGCUUGGUCUCCUGCAAGCUAUAUUCCUUGUAUUUGGGGCAAAAAUUCUCCUGGGUGUUAUGGGUGUGAAACCUGGUUCCCCUAUGCUAAAGCCAGCACUUAAAUACUUGACUUUGAGAUCACUAGGCGCUCCUGCAGUUCUUCUCUCCUUGGCCAUGCAAGGGGUUUUCCGAGGAUUUAAGGAUACAAAAACACCUUUAUAUGCUACUGUUGCAGGAGACCUAACAAACAUCAUUUUAGACCCAAUAUUUAUCUUUGUCUUACGACUAGGAGUCAGUGGUGCAGCCAUUGCACAUGUCCUUUCUCAGUAUUUGAUUACGGUGAUCCUCUUAUGGCAAUUGAUGAAACUAGUUAAUCUUUUACCUCCAAGUCUCAAAGACCUGCAAUUUGGCCGAUUUCUUAAAAAUGGUUUUCUGUUAUUAGCAAGAGUAAUAGCGGUCACAUUCUGCGUGACAUUGGCAGCAUCAAUGGCUGCUCGGCUUGGUUCAACACCUAUGGCAGCAUUUCAGAUCUGCUUGCAGGUCUGGUUGACAUCAUCUCUUCUUGCUGAUGGUUUAGCUGUUGCUGGACAGGCAAUUCUUGCUUGUGCAUUUGCUGAGAAGGACUACAAGAAGGUGACAGCUACAGCAACUCGGGUAUUGCAGAUGAGUUUUGUCCUUGGUGUGGGGCUUGCAGUUGUUGUUGGAGUUGGUUUAUACUAUGGAUCAGGAAUCUUUUCCAAAGAUGCUAGCGUUCUGCACCUCAUAAGUAUAGGAGUACCGUUUGUAGCAGCCACACAGCCAAUCAACUCAUUAGCUUUCGUCUUUGAUGGUGUGAACUUUGGAGCAUCUGACUUUGCAUUCACAGCUUACUCCAUGGUAUUAGUAGCUGGAGGGAGCAUUGCAUCAAUACUCCUUCUCUCCAGAAGCAACGGUUAUAUAGGAAUCUGGGUUGCUUUAACCAUUUACAUGGCUCUCCGCACCUUUGCUGGCGCUUGGAGGAUGGGCACUGGAACUGGACCUUGGAAAUUCCUAACAAGUCGAUCCAUGCAGUAGGAUUUGGAACUCCAAGAAAGCUACGACCCAAGGAGAAAGUCAUUACUGUUGUUUGCUUACAGUUUCUGUUUGUGCAAGCCUAUUGCUCUCAUGUUGUUUGAAUUGGUGGUGAUACGUUUCUUACCACUUUUUUGGUUUAACUUUUUAGUUUCUUACUUACCCCAUUUUAGAAGGGCACAAUAGUUCGGAUGUAAACCUGCCUUUCUCUCCAUCCUGUCUUAGACGACACCAGGUACCAUUACAUAUUACAAAAUAAAAUCUGAUGUAUUAUAGCAGAAUAAUAACAAGGCUUACGUGCAGCAGCAUCACUUUUUUCUUACCACAAAGAAAGAAAAAAACA
Theobroma cacao (cacao) is the source of this 2200-nucleotide messenger RNA. RefSeq names its product MATE efflux family protein (gene FRD3). NCBI's taxonomy places the organism in Eukaryota, Viridiplantae, Streptophyta, Magnoliopsida, Malvales, Malvaceae. Gene Ontology annotation, biological process: transmembrane transport. Gene Ontology annotation, cellular component: membrane. The record is from RefSeq and is a predicted model, not a curated record. Gene Ontology annotation, molecular function: citrate transmembrane transporter activity; xenobiotic transmembrane transporter activity; antiporter activity.